CCCUCUCGGAAGUGAACAGAAAUGAAGAAGGACGGUGAGAGAAGCUGCAGAUAGACGAACAUAAACACUCAAAUUGUUUUACUUUCUCUUCAUUGUUAGUGUAUUGCAAUAAUAAUCUCACCUGCUAACAUCAGCGUUUAUUAAGAGACCCAAUAAACAUGAAUAAUCAUAAUGAGAGUCAUUUAAAUCAGCUGAACAGUUCGUGUGUACAUUUUAGGGAUUCUGGAUGGUCUGAUGGUUCGUAAAUGUCUGCAACACCUGGAUACGCGAAGGAACCCACAUUUCUUUUGUUUCUUUUGUAAGUAAGAGACAGUUGUCCAUGUUAAAUGUGAAGCACGCAUAUUUGAGUCUGCUGCUCUCCUGAAGCUCACAAUGGAUCUUCUCAUCGUGAGGGAUUAAACGCUUUCGUAUGACCGAGAUGGAAGAUGAUAUGGCUGUACAUUGGGAUACGGUAGUGAAUACCACCCACUUUGAGCAGCCCGGUGUUUCCCUGCUUAGUUCAUCAGAAGGAAAUGACAGUCAUGAGACGAUUUCCUCUGGGCCAACGUGGGAAAAUGAGGCGGUUGAAGGUCAUGAUGAGUACGUUGGUGAAAUGGAAGCAGAGGAGAAUGAAGAACUAACCGAAAACAACUCCAGAACUGAAGAUCUUAAUGAUGAUCAGGAGGAACAUGAGAAUUCUGAAAAUAACGCUCGUGAAAAUGAAUUUGAGAGGGAGCUAACAAUCAACGGAGAGUCUAAAUCUCGCAACGCUGGAACCGGGAAGAAAGGAAGGUCCAAAAAAAGUGGAUCAGGGCCGGGCUUAUGUGAUCAGACCCCAUUAUGGACUUCUUCAUCCUCUGUGUCUCACAAAUCUUACCUCUCUUCCUCUGGGCCCAGCAGACACAAGCAGGUGAGACGACGAAACCACUACGUACACAAUCACGGGCGUACGCGACAGAGAAACGGACUUCAGCUCGUAAUGACGUGUCGAGAUUUUGUGGCAGAAUCCAUCAGUCCGUGGUGCGUUUCCUGCAUCCGUAUGUUUGUAGAACUCAUCAUCUCUUUAACCCACCGCUGCGGGAUUGCUGUGGAAUCGGCAGGAAUUGCACUGUACGAGUUUGGAGCACACUUGCUCUGGAAGUUCACAGAUAUUCCCGGCACAAUGCACGAUUUGAGGCAUAUCUGGGACCGGAGCUGGUGUUCGGGUGCAGCUUUAAUAAAGCGCAUUGGCAGGACUACAGGUCAGGUUCGACACUCGCUCGUCUCCAAUGUAAGGAUUCUCCGUGUUGCACUGUCUUGCGCCUCUCAAAUUAUGAGUUGUGUCUUGGCGAGGCUGACAGGAGAGCGAGGCAAGAAAUGGUGGCUUUCCAUACAGAACAGCAGGGUUUGGAGAAAAUUGUCUGAUGUGAGCAUGAGAAUUCACAGGUGGUUCUAUAAUCGAGGCAUCAUGAAUGAAAACUCAAAUCCAGAGUCUUCCAGCAGAGGAGCGGAAAGAUGUCAGCCUGGAGAAGAGCUGCAGAGACUCCUGGCACUGGCCAAGAUCCCUGAAGAGGAGUUGGACCCGUUUAAUGUUCUGGGUGUGGACAUUCACGCCACUGAAUCUGAGCUUAAGAGAGCUUAUAGACAGCUGGCUGUACAGAUUCAUCCAGACAAAAACAAGCACCCGGGUGCUGGCGAGGCUUUCAAGGUGUUAAGAGCAGCUUGGGACAUUGUCAGUAAUCCAGAAACACGCAGAGAGUAUGAACUGAAGCGGAUGGCAACUACAGAGCUUUCAAAAUCCAUGAAUGAAUUCUUGACCAAACUCCAGGAUGACCUGAAAGAAGCCAUGAACACCAUGAUGUGCACUAAAUGUGAGGGCAAACACAAGCGCUUCGAGAUGGACCGCCAACCCAGCGAAGCUCGGUUCUGUGCUGAAUGUAAUAAGUGGCACAGUGCAGAGGAGGGCGAUCUGUGGGCUGAAUCUAGUAUGCUGGGACUGCGCAUCACAUACUUUGCCUAUAUGGAUGGCAAAGUCUUUGAUAUCACUGAAUGGGCAGGUUGUCAGCGGAUAGGCAUCUCUCCUGAUACACAUCGCGUUCCCUAUCAUAUCUCAUUUGGCUCUAAAGGUAACGCCAGCAGCAGCAGCAGCACCAGCCGGCAAAGACCUCCUCCAGAUCAUGGUCCUCCAGGUGGGGGUUCACCCGCAGAUCUGCAGGAUUUCUUUAACCGCUUCUUCCAGGGCGGAGUUCCUAAUAACGUAUCUGCUAACGGAGGGUUCUUCUCUGAAGGACCUUCAUCUAAUCAUGGUCCUGGAGCUGCUGCUGGAACUGCAGGAAUGUUUUCAGGAUCUGCUCCGCAAACCGGGUUCUUUAGCUCAGGAACCCAACGGAGCGACCCCAGCGAUAACUGGACCGAAGGAGGAAAGCCUCCGCGUCGGCGCAAGAAAGUUCGGAAGCCGUUCCAGCGCUGAGCAGUUUAAUAAUCAGUGCGAGCUGUUAAGAUGGAGCGCUGCUUGUUGCCAUGAUGUUGAUUCAUCGAAAAAAAUUAAAUAAAUAAGGGACGAAUUUUAGACCUCAGAAAAAUAACAUUCCAGUGUUGGCUUUAUGAAGAUACAGACUGAAGUGAAUGCGUUGGUUUUCUUAAAGGAGUUGCAAGACAAAGAUCUUGCCGUUUGAAGUCAUUUUUCCUUUUCUAUUUUGACAAAAUUGAAAUCGCAUUCUUUCCCGAAUGAAUGUUAUGUUUUGUUUGCAUUGAGUUUGAUAAAGUGAAUCGGUUGGGUAAUAUUUAGGACAUGGCAGUAUGUUUUGUCGUGUUAGGAUAUAUUAGAAAUCACUCACAGACCUCAGGGAUCAUGUCUCCUUUCGUUCAGAGAGCAAGACAGAGAUUUACAGAGCUCAUGACGUCCUGAGGAAUCAUUCGACCACUUACUGAAGUCCAGAAAUUCAGCAGGUUCUUAUGAAAGCCUGUGGUUUGAUCUGUUGAAGUGGACAGCAGCAGGUUUAUCAUCUAUAAUAAUUGGGUUGUGUGAAAUGAUUGUGUCAACUGAAAACAGAUUGAUAACCGGACAUAAAAGAAUCACCGCUCAUGCUUUGUCUGAAUCUCUUGAAUAGUUCAGUUCAUCUUUUGGUUCAUGUAUUGAGUCACUGUAAGAGGAAAACUUCAGUGUGAAUUAGAUUAUAAGUUGUAAUGUAAAACAUUUGAGUUCAGUUGAAACACAACUGGAAGUUUUAUGACAUAUUGUAUAAUGAAGAAGCUUGAUGCAUACGUUUUAAUUGAUCAACUUGAAACUAUCCCUUUAACAGAAAGUUUACUUUAUAACACUCAGGUAUUAUCAAAACCUGAUGAAUUGUAUUUCAUUUUACUUUAAAAACGAUUGCUUUCUUUUUCAAAAGAUGAUAACUUACUGGUUCAUAUGUGUUCAGGUUCAUGAGGAAAGCGUUUGUUCAGUCUUAAAUGGCAAUGGCAAGAAUCAAAAUAAAUCCCAGCGUGUUUUUGCUCUCUAUUGAUGAUCUUUGCAGCCUGUGACUUUAUAAAAUCAUUACACAGGAUCAUAAAGCGUUACAUAAUGCUUUUUUCAGGUAAAAUUCAACAUGAUAAAAUAUUAAAUGAGUUGAAAAUAAUGAAGAACACAUAAAAUCAAUAACCCACUACACAAUUAUACAUGUUUGGGCUAUGUUGUUUUGUUGUUGUAGGUCAUUCGGUUUAGUUUAUGCUGGUAUUACUCCACUUAACACAAACAAUAUUUCAAAUGAACAAACUGAUGGAUCGCUUUCUAUCAGUUUAAUAAACAAACAUGUUUAUGUUGCAUGUAUUUCAGUUGUAAUGUAUGUGAUUGUAAUUGCAAGCGAUGCAAUAUAUUCUAUUGACUAAAGAAGAGAUUUAUUGAUAAAAUUCAAUAAUGUCACUGAAUUUAAAGGAGAUAUUGAAGUGUUAUGGUUUAUUAUCACCUGUAAAUCAUAUUGGAGUGAUCUAAUGUACACGAGAGAAAUGCUGCAGAUCACUGGAGAUUUAGACAAUCAUUUAUAAUGUCUGUAAUGUGCAGGACACUUUGUCAUAAACAGAUAUAUAUAUAUAUGUAUUAUAUAUAUCAGUGCCUCACCCCAACCGUACUAUAUUAAAGCUUAUAACAAUAUUUCUUCAAA
Molecule: messenger RNA, 4100 nt
Organism: Misgurnus anguillicaudatus (oriental weatherfish)
Lineage: Eukaryota; Metazoa; Chordata; Actinopteri; Cypriniformes; Cobitidae
Gene: dnajc14
Product: DnaJ (Hsp40) homolog, subfamily C, member 14
Molecular function (GO): dopamine receptor binding
Source: RefSeq, a predicted model, not a curated record